This is a messenger RNA of Cydia strobilella, 1042 nucleotides long. RefSeq names its product zinc finger protein 782-like. Gene Ontology annotation, biological process: regulation of transcription by RNA polymerase II. Bases 169 to 984 code for a protein of 271 amino acids. The transcript is spliced from 2 exons. Gene Ontology annotation, molecular function: RNA polymerase II transcription regulatory region sequence-specific DNA binding; DNA-binding transcription factor activity, RNA polymerase II-specific. NCBI's taxonomy places the organism in Eukaryota, Metazoa, Arthropoda, Insecta, Lepidoptera, Tortricidae. The record is from RefSeq and is a predicted model, not a curated record.
UUUGUUUUUUUCCUACAAAUUUUAUUUUAUCGUAGCUUUUAAAAUGAUAUGUUAAGAUUCUUUGAAUAUGUUUUGUACGUAUUUGAAACAAUAUGUUAACAAAGAUUCUAACUGUUAACUUGACGUUUACGUUAAGACUGUCCCGGAAAGUGGUUAAUAUAUUUGAAGAUGGAGUCGUCAACGUUACAGGGCACAAUUAGUGUUAGCGUGAAGACUGAGCCCUGUGAGGAUGUGUGUAUUCCAGAUGAGCCCACGUUUGAAGGAGUGUAUGUGAAAGCAGAGCCUUUAGUGAAUACUGUCUGUGUAAAAGACGAGCCCAGGUGCGAGGGUGUGUGGAUAAAAGCCGAGCCUUCGUGUUCAGAUGUGUGUGUAAAAGACGAAUCGCUCGGCGUGAGCGCGGCGGCGGAGCUGUACACUGACCACGCCGUGAAAGAUGAGACCGAGCUAUCAUCAGGGCAAACUCCAAAUGAACCAACCAAUAAAAGUUAUCAAUGUGCCUACUGUGGGUAUGCAUCAGCUAUAAAGUUAUGCUUAGAUAGGCAUUUGAGGAGGCACACUAAUGAGAAGCCAUACAGAUGUAACCACUGUACCUAUGCUAGCAGCCGAAAAGACGCUUUGGGAGUUCAUGUAAGGAAACACACUGGCGAAAAACCAUACAAGUGUGACCAAUGCAAUUUCGCCACUGCCCACAAAAGUACUUUGCAACUUCAUGCAAGGGUACAUAAGAUGCAUGUAAGGAAUCACACAUGUGAAAAACCUUACAAGUGUGAUCAGUGUAGUUAUGCUAGUGCCCACAAACGUGAUUUACAAAGACAUAAAAUGGUACACACUGGCGACACUGGUAGAUAUAUUUAUAAAUGUGACCAGUGUACUUAUGCUAGCAAACGUAAAAUUAAUGUGCAACUUCAUGCAAGGGUACAUAGGAUUGCUGAAAAUAAGCCGUACAAGAUGUUACAUCUCUAUUUUCAAGGGGGUAAACCCUAAGGUUAUUUACGAAAAAAUGUAAACUUCCAGGAAUAUGUAAUAAAAUGUUUUUUUACGA